Molecule: messenger RNA, 1539 nt
Organism: Diutina rugosa
Lineage: Eukaryota; Fungi; Ascomycota; Pichiomycetes; Serinales; Debaryomycetaceae
Exons: 1
Coding region: 1-1539 (512 amino acids)
Cellular component (GO): lipid droplet
Source: RefSeq, a predicted model, not a curated record
AUGAGCUACACGCCAGCUAAAGUGGUUGCGGUAUUUCUUGCCCAAUUCGAUGUGAAGAAGGGUUACACAAUGGUAUGGCAGAAGAGCCAAGAUCCACAUCUCGUUAUGGAGGGACUCGAUUAUAAGGUUUUGCCUCUGGGAAUUCAUGAAUUUGAGAAGACUAGUGUAGUCUUCUCCGUGGAGAAAACGAAGCACAAAGGUCAAUUCUACUAUGGGGUAGCCCGAUUUCAACAACUGAUUGUGGAUAACGACACUAGUGAUCGCAAGAAUGUGUUGAUGUACCUGUUAGGUGUGGUCUGUGAUCCCCACUCCACACAAUGGCAACCCAAUCAGUUUAUUGAGAUGGGCUGGGAAUACAUUGAUGUUUUGAGUGGAGCUGUGAGCAAGUUCGAACAUGAUCGUGAUCAUCAAGAGUUGGACAGGGUGUAUGAUAAAUUGACUGGUUUGACGUUACCUGGUCAAAAUCUAGAUCUUGCCAAGACCGCUGUUAAGCACCAUAUGUUGACACAACUUCCUAAUUUCAUAUCGAAGGUUGGUCCAUUGGUGUUUCCCUUAUUCAAGCACGCGUUGUUGCGACAUCAAAUUCUUUUCUUCAAUAAUGAAAAUCAUCAACGGCCUGGGAAUGAUUAUUUUCUGAUAUACGCUUAUGACUAUAUUCUUUCCUUGAUUAGUGUUGUUCCCCAUGACGUGAAAGCUGUCGGUCAGUCUGUUGAAGCUUAUUACCUGCCUCCCUUAUAUAACGUUGGGCUUAAUCAAGAGUUCUGGCACGUCCCUGGGUAUAUUGCUACCACCAACGAUGACAUUUUGAUGUAUAAUAAGAGUGCAAGUGAUGUUGUUGUUCUUCUCAAUGGAAAUGAACACGCACUGAUGUACUUGCUGAAAGACACAACUGGAAAUCAAUUGGGACCUGUGCAGCGCGCUCUGAGACGUGAUAGAAGCAAGUUGCGUCGACUCGUAGCAUGUUCUGAACCCGCUGAAUCAAACUUGUCCAACACCGAUGACUUGAGACUGAUUCAUUCACUUAUGAGUUCUUAUGAUGAAAAUGACACCGAGCUUCAGGUGGUCGGACGAUUCCCGUGUCUGGAUAAAAGUGAACCGGCGUGGUGGCUAUUAGAAGCAUGUCACCCUAUGCUGUGGCGUGAACUGUUGUGGCAGGCUUGGAGUUGGUUUGCGCUGGCGGGCCGUGGCGUUAACGAUGGUGACGAUGAGCGUGGAUCUGAAGACGGAGAAGUGGGGUGUUCAGUUGACUUUUUGCAAUUAGUUGCCGUAGUGGGCUACUUUCAUGGGCUUACUCGUCGAUACUUCGCUUUGAUUAAUGAGAUUAUUACUGAACAAUUGUCACUGGAGGGUAUUGACUCAGUAAGCCAACUUCAAAACAAGAUUUCAAUAACCGUGACAUAUCAAGAUCUCAUAGAUAUGGAUCUUGACCCGUAUUCCAAUGAUGACCACGAAUUCAUAGAGAACUUUGUGCUCAAAUAUUUUAGCCAUGUCGUCAGCGAGGUUGAGGUUGGUAUGGUUUUCGCUAAUAUCUGUUGCUGA